Molecule: messenger RNA, 714 nt
Organism: Trichoplax adhaerens
Lineage: Eukaryota; Metazoa; Placozoa; Uniplacotomia; Trichoplacea; Trichoplacidae
Exons: 5
Coding region: 1-714 (237 amino acids)
Biological process (GO): protein depalmitoylation
Cellular component (GO): cytoplasm
Molecular function (GO): carboxylic ester hydrolase activity; palmitoyl-(protein) hydrolase activity
Source: RefSeq, a predicted model, not a curated record
AUGUCUGCAGAAAAGACUGCAGCUCUCAUCAAACCUUUACAACGUUUAGUUGUACCUAAUAGUAGUGGUAGGAAACAUACAGCAACGGUAAUAUUCUUACAUGGAUCUGGGGAUACUGCUGUAGGUGUGCGUCAUUGGUUAAAUGUCUUGGUCAAGGGCGUCUUUCGAUUUCCUCAUAUACGAAUAGUAUAUCCACAUGCACCUCAACAACCAUAUACACCUUUAAAUGGCCAACUCAGCAAUGUCUGGUUCGAUCGUCGUAGCAUCGAUGCCAAUACCACUGAAAUGUUAAAUUCUGUGGAUGUCAUGAAGGAUAGAAUUCAUCAACUGAUUGAAGAUGAAGUGCGCCAGGGUAUUCCCUAUCACAGGAUUAUCAUUGGUGGUUUUUCGAUGGGAGGUGCUAUGGCUUUGCAUGCUGGAUAUCGCUAUAGUAGAAGCUUAGGUGGUAUUUUUGCCUUAUCCUCCUUUGUUCCAAAAGAUUCGGCUGUAUUUAAGGAAUUGCACAGUUAUAAAAGAUCACCUCCGUCCGCUAUCGUUAUGUCUGGCGAUAAUGACGAAUUGGUCAAGUUUGAAUGGGGCGUAGCUGUUGCUAACACUUUAAAAUCUUUAGGUAUAGAUUGUCAGUUUCAGAUGUUUGAAGGUUUGCAACAUGAUAUGUCAAUUGAAGAAAUUAACAUCUUAAAAGAAUGGAUUAUACAAAAGUUACCGGAGUAG